AUACACAGCCACAGGGCAGGUGAGAAAGCCAAGUUUCCAGAGGAAAAUCUACAUGUAUAAGAAGACCGGAGUCACAACUUAACAAGAGUCGACCACAGCUGACUGGCAGGUAGUUUCAGAAGGAAUGUGGACUACAGCAGGAGAGAAGUCUUACCCGAGUAAGCCGGCACUACCCUCAAGCAUAAGUAUGACUUUCUAUUAGCAAGCUGACGGGGCAUCUUGUGACUUUUUUUGCCCAAGAGAAGAGGAAGGGAGUAGUGAAUGAAUGAUGGCACCAAGCCAGUGGAGCCUGUGCUGUUUUUCCACUUUUCCCAGCUUUGACAGUUAUGAACAAGAACGAGACAAGAAGACAACUGUAAAUAAAGCCAAGAGAACACGGCACACAGCCUGAAGGAAAGUAAUUACCACAGCUCUGUUUCACUCUUGAGUUACUUGAAAUACAGUCAGUUGGGUUUGUGGACUCUAUUCUUUAGACGGCUACCACACACACACACACGCACACACACACAGACUCAAGUGUUUUUGGACUGCUGUGGGCGAAAGCCGCUAUGGAUGUUGGUUUAUCUUCUUUGCGUUCGGAGGCAGUGGGAGCCUUGAGGACAGCGCUGGUGUCUGCUGAGAACUUACAGCUCACUCUGAAGACUGAGCUCAGUCAGGAAGAACAGGCCCUCACACACACCAAAAGUAGCCCCAAGGAGACACACAAAGCCGGGAAUGAAGACCUUAAAGAGAUGUUGGAGAGCAACAAGGAGUCGCUUAAACUGGAAGCCAUGAAAAGGAUUGUUGGGCUGAUUGCCAAAGGGAAAAAUUCAUCUGAGCUGUUUCCUGCUGUUGUGAAGAACGUUGCCAGUAAGAACAUCGAGCUUAAGAAGCUUGUAUAUGUGUACCUGGUGAGGUACGCGGAAGAGCAGCAGGACCUGGCUUUGCUCUCCAUCAGCACCUUCCAGCGAGCCCUCAAGGACCCAAACCAGUUCAUCCGGGCCAGUGCGCUGAGGGUUUUGUCCAGUAUCCGGGUCCCCAUAAUUGUCCCCAUCAUGAUGCUGGCCAUCAAGGAGGCGGCAGCUGACCUGUCCCCAUAUGUCAGGAAGACAUCGGCCCAUGCUAUCCAGAAGCUCUACAGCCUGGAUCCAGACCAGAAAGAGCAGCUGAUCGAAGUGAUAGAGAAACUAUUGAAAGACAAAAGCACACUGGUGGCCGGCAGUGUGGUGAUGGCUUUUGAGGAAGUGUGUCCAGAUCGCAUUGACCUGAUCCACAAGAACUACAGAAAGCUGUGUAACCUGUUGGUGGAUGUGGAGGAGUGGGGCCAGGUGGUCAUCAUCUCCAUGCUGACCCGCUAUGCCAGGACGCAGUUCACCAGUCCCUGGAAGGAGGGUGCCAUGUUUGAUGAGAAUAAUGAGAAAACGUUCUAUGACUCUGACUCAGAGGAGAAAAAAGACCAGACGGAGGCAAAGCCCUACAUCAUGGAUCCAGAUCACAGACUCCUGCUCAGGAACACCAAACCCCUUCUGCAGAGCAGGAACACUGCUGUGGUGAUGUCUGUCGCUCAGCUCUAUUGGCAUUUGGCCCCUAAGCAUGAAGUCAGCAUUGUCACUAAGUCACUGGUUCGACUACUAAGAAGCCACAGAGAGGUGCAGUACAUUGUGCUUCAGAAUAUAGCCACGAUGUCCAUUCAGAGGAAGGGGAUGUUUGAGCCCUUCAUGAAGAGUUUCUAUGUGAGAUCUACAGAUGCCACACAUAUCAAAACACUGAAGUUGGAAAUCCUGACCAACCUGGCCAAUGAAGCCAACAUCUCCACUAUUCUGAGGGAAUUUCAGACAUAUGUGAAGAGCCAGGACAAGGCGUUUGCGGCGGCCACCAUUCAGGCCAUCGGCAGGUGUGCCACCAACAUCUCCGAGGUGACAGACACUUGUCUCAACGGUCUGGUGCUGCUACUUUCCAACAGAGACGAGACGGUGGUGGCUGAGAGUGUGGUGGUGAUCAAGAAGUUGCUUCAGACUCAGCCCACCCAGCACAGUGAGAUCAUCAAACACAUGGCUAAGCUCUUUGACAACAUCACUGUCCCCAUGGCCCGAGCCAGCAUCCUGUGGCUGAUGGGAGAGUACUGUGAGAGGGUGCCAAAAAUUGCACCUGAUGUACUCCGUAAGAUGGCAAAGACUUUCACAGCAGAGGAGGACAUUGUGAAGCUGCAGAUAGUCAACCUAGCAGCCAAACUCUACCUGACCAACUCCAAGCAGACCAAGCUGCUGACCCAGUAUAUUCUGAACCUCGGCAAAUACGACCAGAACUAUGAUAUCAGAGACCGAACACGCUUCAUAAGACAGCUAAUAGUGCCCAACGAGAAGAGCGGUGCCCUCAACAAGUACGCUCGACGCAUCCUACUGGCUCCCAAACCAGCCCCAGUGCUUGAGUCUGCCUUCAAAGAUCGAGACCGUUACCAACUGGGCACUCUCUCCCACAGCCUCAAUACUAAAGCUACUGGAUACCAGGAGCUGUCAGACUGGCCAGAUGUUGCUCCUGACCAAUCUGUGAGGAACGUGGAGGUCAUUGAGCCAGUGAAAGAGUGGGCACCGUUAGUUGGGAAGGCUAAGAAACCCAAAUCUGAUAAGUUCUACUCUGACGAUGAAGAGGAGAAAGAAGAGGAAGGAUCUGAGAGAAGUGGCAGCGAAGACAGCAGCAGCAGCAGCAGCAGCAGCAGCAGUGGUGAAGAGUCGGGCAGUGAGAGUGAGGAGGAAAGCAGUGAAGAGUCAGAAAACACCUCCAGUGAUUCUGGAAAGAGUUCCAGUGGAUCUGAAAAGAGCUCCGUUGAAUCUGAAUCAGAACAAAAAAAGAAGAAAAAGACCAAGAAGGCACCGCAGAAGAAAAGCAAGCCAACAGCUGCUGACAGUGACUCCGAUGAAAACGGCAAUGGACCUGUAGCCCAAGCUAGCAGCUCGUCAGCUGAAAGCUCCUCCGACUCAGAGACAGACUCUGAGGAAGACUCUGAUUCAGACUCCCUCACAGCUCAGAAGAAGAAGAGUGAUGUGAAGUCUAAACCCAAGGUGGAAGUGAAGUCCAAGAAGGAAGUCUCCUUGCUGGAUCUAGAUGACUUUUCUCCUGCUCCCACAAACGCACCAAAGUCUUUGGUCCUCUCUUCGAGCCUGCUGUCCGACCUCGAGGGCCUGUCUCUCUCCAACAUCUCCUCCUCCGUGCAGGUCACCACUCCAUCUUUCGGGCCUGUGAAAACCUAUGAGCUGCUUCACCAUAUGACAGGGAAAGGUCUGUCAGCCAAGUAUCAUUUCCCCAGGCAGCCCUGUUUGUACCAGCCCAGUAUGGUGUCUGUACAGGUCAUACUGACCAACUGCUCAGACCACAGCCUGGAGGAGAUCCACAUAGGUGACCGAAGCCCAGCGAGCCUUAACAUCCACUGCUUUAACACCAUUGAGCGGCUGGAGCCAGAGGCCUCUGUGACUGUUUCCAUGGGUAUUGACUUCAGCGACUCGACACAAGCAGCCAACUUCCAGUUGUGCACCAAGGAGGACCAGUUCAGCGUGUCCAUCCAGCCUGCUGUGGGAGAGCUAUUAAUGCCCAGUAGCAUGACAGAACAGAACUUCUGCAAGGAGCAAGGUAAGCUCCUGGGCAUGAAUGAGACCUCAGCAACUAUCACCAUGGCAACAGCAAACACCUCCAGCCAGGCCAUCAGCAAGCAGGUCCUGUCUGUGGCCAAUGUAGGAGUGGUUUCAUCCAGCCAAAACGACUUCCACAGGUUUGCUGGGCAGACAGUCAGCAGCGGAGCCCUGGUCUUGGUGUCGCUGGAGCUGAAGGAGUCCUCCACUGCCCUGCUUACCAUCAACACAGAGAAGAGCGUCAUGGCUUCCAUGUUGCUCCGAGACCUGAAACAAGCCCUCACCCAAGCGUAGAUCCCCCCCUCCCUACUUCCUUUAGUAAAGGUAAAGGGGAACAGCACUUGAUUAAAGAUUUCAUGUAUUUUAUUUCUGUGGUUUAGGACAAUUCAGGCAGUUCUUGAAAACAUGGCACUUUUAUCCAAAAUACAGAAACCGAAGAACUAGAGCUUGAACUUGUGCGCUCAUAGAGAAUGAACUGGAAACAAUGGAAGAGCAUUUGUGCAGCGUUUCUUAUUUUUAUGGUCUGUAGUUUUGGACAGGAUUGUCCUGAAUCGCAGGAAUAACUUUGUGAAAGUCUUGAAUAAAGUGAUGAUCCCCUUGGAAACACACAGAAGGCAUCAUAGACGUGAUAAUACAUUUUAAAAUGUGACUCUUACCUUCUCCUUUAGAAGUCGCACACCUAAACAUGACACUACUGGUUCAUCUGGGCAUUUACCUCAGUGGUGACUAUUUCAAUUUCAUGCCAUUUGUGGUUUUGACCAAGCAUUAUUAUAUACAAACAGCUGUGUACAUUAAUUGUGGGAGAAAGAGUACAUCACUGCCCUACUCACAGUGCUACAGGCCAAUUUGUCUGUCCCUCUUCAAUGUUUAUACAAAUUGAGAUACUCCACUACAGCACUGAUGUCUGACUGUAUUUCACUGGCAUUUGUGGCAGAUCCAAGCGACCCUGUGUUUGCAUUGAUGGACUUUGUUCUUUAGUGCCAAAAAAAAGAGAAAAGGAGGAUUUCUCCACGCCAUUUAGACCGAUCUAAACACAACUCAUUACAUUAUAAACCUUUUGGAAGCUGUUGCAACACCAAACUAGUCUCUGUCCCUGAUGGAGUUUUACAUUCCAACCUUUACACUGCCCCAAAUCACAUUUGUUAAAGUGCCUUCUAUGUGAGAAUAAUGUUAUUUAGAAAGCCAAACAUAUACAUUAGACUUAAAUCAACAAGGUCUUUUUAUCUGUAUCGCUUUUGCUGAACAAUAAAAAGUGAAUUUAUUAAAACGGUAAA
Molecule: messenger RNA, 4876 nt
Organism: Siniperca chuatsi (mandarin fish)
Lineage: Eukaryota; Metazoa; Chordata; Actinopteri; Centrarchiformes; Sinipercidae
Gene: ap3b1a
Product: adaptor related protein complex 3 subunit beta 1a
Exons: 27
Coding region: 549-3896 (1115 amino acids)
Biological process (GO): anterograde synaptic vesicle transport; vesicle-mediated transport; intracellular protein transport
Cellular component (GO): AP-3 adaptor complex; membrane coat; clathrin adaptor complex
Source: RefSeq, a predicted model, not a curated record